Molecule: messenger RNA, 981 nt
Organism: Clonostachys rhizophaga
Lineage: Eukaryota; Fungi; Ascomycota; Sordariomycetes; Hypocreales; Bionectriaceae
Source: the annotation of a GenBank genome assembly
AUGGCCAAGACCAUUACCGUGACGCGGCGCGUCGACAAAACCCUCAAGAUGCGGCUCCUCCAGCUCCUCAUAAAACCCUUCCGUCCCCGUCUAGCGACUGCGAGAAAGAAAUCAUAUCCUGGCUCAGCCCGAUUGACUGCUCCGCGGGCGGUCCGGAAGCGAUGUAACGUCACCGAGCGACGGGUGAACGACAUCUGGAUCUAUGACCUCACACCGCGAUCGGCAAAAUCAACCGACGGCAGUCCCUCGCCCUCCAGUCGGAGGAUAUACUACUUCGCAGGAGGCGGAUGGCAGCAACCUCCCAGCGGUGGCCAUUGGAAAGUCCUCGCAGAACUGACCAACCGGUUGUCCGACACCACCAUCAGCGUUGUCUCCUACCCUCUGGCACCGAAAUGUCCCGCCUCCAUCACUAUGCCGUUAUUGAGGACCCUCUACGACAGUCUCAUGAAAGAAUCUGAGGGCCAGGGUGAGCAUGUAGUAUUCAUGGGGGACAGCUCUGGAGGCAACAUCAUCCUCUGUCUGGUCACCUGGGCAUUACAAAGCCCUGAAGCAAGGGCGCCGUCUGCCUUGAUGUGCAUAUGUCCAACGACUGAUCUCCGGCAUCUAGAUGAGAGGAUUGUCGAUGUAGCCAAGAAGGAUCCCAUAUUUACUUCCCAGUCUAUUGAAGGCACAGCGAACGCGUGGGUAGGCAAUGACAAAGACAGCAAGGAAUGGGGUCUGAGUGAUGCACGAGUGUCACCAGCCCUGGCCAAUUUCGAGGAGUUGAAACGCAGGCAUGUCAAAAUCAACGGCGUAAUUGGAACCUGGGAUGUUCUCUCUGUCGAAGCUAUCACGUUCCGCGAUCGAUGUUCCGAGCAGGGCAUCGAAGGGGAGUGGUUGGAGUGGGAGGGCCAGAUGCACUGCUUCCCUCUUGUAUUUCCAUACGGUUUCAAGGAGAGCACCGAAUCAGUGGACUGGAUCGUUCGCACCUUGAGUCAAUAG